Dujonia railenensis is the source of this 4833-nucleotide messenger RNA. Lineage: Eukaryota; Fungi; Ascomycota; Pichiomycetes; Serinales; Debaryomycetaceae. The record is from the annotation of a GenBank genome assembly.
AUGACAGACGAUUUAGCUAAUUUGGAGUGUUUAUUCAGUUCAUAUUUAAAUCCUUUGCGGGAAACUCAAGUAAAUAUAUCGAGUUCAACCACCCAGAAACAGUAUCUGUCUCGAAACUCAAGUAGCGUUGUGGAUCACGCAGAAGAGUUUAUCAAAAAGCACCAAAUAAAUAAAGAUACUAUAGGUAUAACAUCAAAAGCAUUCAAAUGCAUAUAUAAAUCACCUUCUUCUAGUCUAAGCUGUAGCCAGAAAAUUGAAACAUUCAAAAAGCAUCAGCUCUUCAUUGUUACCCUACUUGAACAGAAGUUUUUCAAAGAGUGCAAAGAUGAGUUAGAGUAUGUUUAUUUAAUUAUACUGAAGGACUUUUACAGAGGCGAAAAUAAUACCAAAAUUCUGGAUAAUACCAGUUGGUUGUCGGAUGGGAUCCCUUUACCGUCCGAAAUCCCUACGAACCUUGUUAUUGCUUUCAAUUUCCUUUAUCUUCAGUUCACUUUACAAUAUUUUAGUAGGAGGAUUCGAUCUGAAAACUUAAAUAACUUGAAAUCGAUAGUUGCAGUUUUACUUUCAACCAGCAAUUUUUCCAAAUGGUUAUCUUUGAGUAAUUCAAAGUUAAAGCACUAUACAAACUUGUUAAAGCUAAUGAAUGGGUUGGUGAAGAUUGUUGAUCAUAUCAUUGCCAAAAAGUAUUGGGAUGAAGAUGAUAUUUCUGACUUGAAAAAUUUCCUAUCUUUGAAAGAAAUAGAGUAUCAGUUCAGCAUUGGAAACCAAGCUCUCGCCGACGAUAAGAAAGUAUUGGAAAUCAUUAAUUCACUUAAUUUCGAGAAUAACUUGACCAGUCAAUGUGUUCUCGACUUAAAGCAAUGCUUACCUAAAGAUUGCAAGAUCUAUCCGCUUCUAAAUGAACCUAUCUUGCAGACCGAAAUUGCAUCGGAGGAACUUCUUCCUAGUCAUAUAAUUAGCUGUAUUAAACAAAACCCUUCUCCAGAAUCAAUUCUAAACAUUAUCGAUGAACAUUUCCAAAGUCACACAUUCCAAUCUAUUGAAUCGCUUUUGAACCUGCCUGCUUCAAUGAACUUGCAAAUCUUGGAAAUAAUUCUGAUUUACAUCGAAAUCUCACCAAUUUUUGGUAAAUGCCAGCUUAAUUUUUUGGACCUAAUUAUAAUUCAAUUAAAGACUGUUAUUACCUCAAACCAGAAACUCACAUCACCAAUAACUACUUUCAGAAUACUUUCCAUCGCCUUUAAUGUACUUUCCAAUAACCAAAAACUUACGAGACUUCGAAAUGUUUCGAAUCUUCUCUAUAAGCUUGGUAGUGUGACACCAAUUCGAAGUUCAUUCUCCUUGCAGUGCUGGAAACUAUGUAUCAAAUGUGAAGUGUUCUUGUACAAAAGAGUAUCAACUACUGAAAAUGAGCAUAAUCUUCAACAUAAACUAGAGAAAAUCGUAAAUUUCUUUUACGAAUCUGAAGAAUUUUUAGCAUCAAAUCAACUUAUGUUGGAUUAUUUGGAAUUGCUUUCCGUGGAAGAGGAGUCCAAGAAUAUUUUAGAAUCAGUACAGGACUUCCAAAAGCCAUUGAUUAUUCAAUUGAUUGCCAAAUGCCUCUCGUCUAAUUCCACAUUAUCUAGCCACUUAUGGAGUGAGAACUCUAGAAUAUCUGAAACUUUAAGAUCUACUUUAUAUGUAAAGGUAAUACAGUUUCUAGAGAAAUCAAAUAACAUUCAUGAAAAAACAAGUAUGAUAAAUCACAUCACUGGAGAGUUAUAUUUGAAGAAUGAACUUAAUCAACUAGUGGCCUCCUACUACUAUUUGAGCAUUACUGGUUUAGCAGAAUAUUUACCUGUGAACUCUCUCCGUUUGGAGGAAUGUGGGAUUUCUACGCUACAACUUUUUCGAAGCGCAGUUUAUUUUCAAAUUGUUUUAAGAGAUGGCUGGAGCAGCGACUUUGUUUAUAGAUUUAUAAGUUACUUGCAAUCAUGGUUGCUUCAAGAUCAAUUGGCUAACAUUGAAGUCGAAUUUGGUGUUGGCAUUAUGAAAAGAAUUUUGAUAUUUUUGGGUUGCAAUGAAAUGAAGCAAGAGGCCAUGGAAAUAUGUCAACUAAGCUCUAACUUAAAUCUUUCUCCGUUGGAUAAAGUACAUCUAAAUUUAAUGGAAGCAAGAAUUGAAAUAAAGCCAUCUUCGUUGUACUUACUCAAAUCUACAGGUGACCAAUUUAAAGCUAUGAGGUUGGUAGACAUUAGCAUACAAGAUGUUCUUAAUUGGAAGUUAGUUCAAUUAGACUACUGCAUAACCCUUAAUGAUAAAGAUUCUUCUUCAAAAAUUUUGUCAAUAGAGAAAUUCAUAUCUUCAAAGCUCGAUUUUGAAGAUAGUAGUAUUCCAAUACAAAAUAAAUUCCAAAAUUUAAUGAUGGUUGCCAGGUUCAGGUAUUUAAGUGGAAAGUAUUUUCAUCAAAAGUUAAACUAUCUAAAAUCAUACGAAAAUUUCAGAAUGGUUGUGAAGAUAAUUCACUCCGUGAUAAAAAGAAUUGGCAAUAAUUCACCAAUGCAAAGUUAUUUCACGAUUAAAUGGGAAAUAAAUGGCCUUCUUAUAAAUUCCUAUUUUGGGACGAUAAAUGCAUUAAUAAAAUUGGGUGUAUCAAAUGAUUUGAAGUUCUACCUAGAAUCAUGCGAAUCAUUCUUGGAUCUGGCCAAUUUAUCACCUAAAAUAAACAAAUUAAAUUGGUAUAAGAUUUCAAAUUUCUAUUAUCUUCUCGAUAAUCAGGAUAAUUUUCUUAAAUUUUCGGCGAAAGCUUCGAAUUAUAACUCUUGGGGAGAGUCGAAAUCAAGUUUGGAGGAGGAAUUGAAUAAUAUACUAUUAAUAGAUUCCAACAAAGUGACUAAGUCUGUAUUUUCUAGAGAUCAAGUGAAAUUCAAAGAGCUGCUCAUUAUAAGUGACUACAUUCAUAGUCUAUUUCUUAGACCUAAAAGAUGCUACAAGAACUACCCCACUGAAGAAAUUAGUAUUGAGUAUUACCUAAUUCUAAAAUGGGUAUUGCAUUACAAAGAAUUAAUUGAGAAAUCGACAACUGGUAUAAAGGAUUCCCCUUCUUACAAGACGUUAGUUACAGCUUUUGACUUCUUUACAGACCUAGCUAGUUCUUUGUCUAAAUUAGAACAUCUAUCUACUUAUGAGGUGAAGGAUUUAGUAAAGUCUUUGUUACUUUCUAGUCUGUUACUUUCUUCAUCAAGUGCAGUAGUGAUGAAGCAUGAAAUGGCUACAUCUACUUCCCUAACGAAAAUGCUCUUUUGCUUGCAAGAAUUUUCAAGGGAUCUCCCUUUUGCUUUUGAAAGAGAAAUUUAUAGAGAAUAUUCAAAAGGAAUUGUACCAAAAACAGAAAUUUCGAACGGAAGCAGACCUACUCUAAUGGAGAUGUCGCUUAAUGGCUCUGUGAACAUAGUGGAUGAUUUGACUAAACAUUUACCAAAAUCUUGGAUAAUUGUAAGUAUUGACGCUUGUGAAUCGACCGGUGAUAUCGUCUUCUUUAAGCAUCAGAGAGGAAUACUGAAUUAUUUUCGGCUAUCACCAGAUAGGUGGGCAGGUUCUGAGGGGUGCCUUAGCUUUCAGAAGCUUUGUGAAGAGUUUAAUGAAAUUAUUAGACUCAGUAGUUUAUCAACAAAGAAAGAAGUAACCUUGAAUGUAAAAUCAAAAGAACAAAGGCAAAACUGGUGGAAAAAUCGAUUCCACUUAGAUUUAAAGUUAAAAAAUUUGUUAAGAGUUAUUGAGUUGUAUUGGUUAGGGGGGUUUAAAGGAAUCUUUGAUUCGACUCCAAACGCUUCUUACUUUGCGAAACUUUCCAAGAAUGUGGGUGAACUAUUUCAGGAAGUUUUACAUAAAGACUACGAAGGUAUGAUCUUGAAUACUAACGAAGAAUUUGUUCACCUUUUGCAAAUAGCCAAUUCCGGAAGUACAUCGCUUGAAUUAGUGGGCGAUGUGCUCAGAAAUUCGAUGAAGAAUUUUAAUUCACUAUCUAACAAUGAAAUUGAAAGGCUCACCAUUGGAUUGAACAACAUAUUGAGCAACUAUGCUAAAGAUAUUUCCCAAGGAGAGAACGAAACCCAUUAUGUGAUCAUUCCUAGUAGCAAUUGUUCAUUUAUCCCUUGGGAGUCACUUUCAUUCAUGAAAUACAAGUCAGUUUCUCGAAUGCCAUCCGUUCAAGGAUUACUAAGAGUGCUAAAAAUGCAACCCAAUACAACUUGCGUUUUUGAUAACUCAAACCAGAGUCCUAAAGUAUGCUAUCUUAUCAAUCCAGAAGGAGAUUUGAAAAGAACUGAAUCAACAUUUGCGACGAAAUUCAAGACCCUCGGCACUUCAUGGAAAGGACUAGUCGGAGAAAAACCAGAUGAUGGCCAACUAAUUAUUGACUUGUUGCAAUCUGACCUAUUUAUUUAUUUGGGUCAUGGUGGAUGUGAACAAUACAUUAAAACUUCAGAAUUACUAAAAUUAACUAAUUCAAAAGAUUCAAAGAAACAUUUGCUGCCGAGUUUGUUAAUUGGCUGUUCUUCGGGAGCCAUCAACAAGAAUGGCCUCUUGGAGCCUCAUGCUAAUGUUUAUGACUGGAUGAUUGGCGGUGCUCCAAUGGUGAUGUGCAAUUUGUGGGAUGUUACCGACAAAGAUAUAGAUGCUUUUAGUAGCUCUGUUUUCGAAAAAUGGGGUUUAUUUGGCAAAGAUAAGGACGAAAAUUCGAGUGCUAUUAAUAUAUGCCAAGCAGUGGACCAAAGUAGAGACAUUUGUGUUUUAAAGCAUUUGAAUGGAUGUGCUCCUAUAGUUUACGGACUUCCAUUAUAUUUAAGAAAUUGA